AUGGCCGCCAAAGCUAUCACACCGGUAUGGCUUCUAUUGCUAUCGUUUUCAGCAAGUGUGCCGUUUGUUGCUGGCGAUGAACUGAGCUUCCUUGCCUUAGGUGACUGGGGAGGAAUUGAAUUAUGGCCAUACACCACUCUAAUCGAGAGGGCCGUGAGUAAAGGCAUGAGCAAAAUCGCCGAAAAUCUGGAAACGCAGUUCAUUGUUGCCCUGGGUAAGUUGAUAGGUUGAGAGUAAAAAUGAAUUCAAUGAUUAUCUACUGUUUACCCUUAAUUGUGAAUAGACUUAUGUAUGAUUUGCCAAAAAAAUUUUCCGAUUGGAUCACUCCCUCAAAGCAGUUUUACUUCACGGCACUUCAGCUGAUUACCGAUUAGGAUUAAGUAAUAGAAAGCUAAAACGUAAAAUACACCGUCACGUCUUUAAUACAUAGUUUAUAACCUCUCUGAAACGGUCAUUAUAGGCCAAGCAUCACGAUAUUCCAAUCCAUUUUUUUUUCAGAGCUAUGUGGUCUGUAUAUUUAAUGUCACUUGUAUAUUAAGGUGGCAACGAAUCAGUGCUUUUCUUGCAAUUGUAAGGCUCCGGUGAAAAUUUUCUGCCAUCAAAAUCUGUGUCUGACCUUUCGCGAUCUUUUAUAAUACAGUCGCGUGAUCUCUCAAGUCAAAGUCCGGAAACGACCCCCCGUGUUUCCGCUAUUUCAUUGGCUUUAUAACGAUCUCCUAUUUCGACGCACGAACGUAAGUCGUGCAAAUUUCAGUCUACUUCAUCCCCAUUUCUUGCGCUUCACCAAGGCCUAAAGAAAUCUAGCCCCCUUAACGAUUUAUUAAAUGCUUAAGCCCAAUUUCUACAUGAUAGCUGGGAUCGCUGAAAGACGUCUAGUAAGCUGAACGAUUGUAACAACCCUUAUAGUCUUUUUGGCAGGCACUCUAAAGGGGUAGAGAAAGGAGGAAUUUCGGGAUGGGGAAUUCGGGCUCGCAAUGGAACAAAUGGGAAGGGCCUUUCCUCUUCCCUUGCAGACCGUUCGCGUCCUCGCACGGCCGAAGAUCGAUAGUCUUGCCCUUUCUUCUUUUCCUCUCGCCUAUCACGCAGGCUACAAUCAUAAAAGGACAGCAGCGGCGCCAAGGUGACUGGGGUGGGGGCCCUCUCCCCACUUUCUACUUUCCACUACAAGUCACUUGUCAGUCGGCUCCCCACCCUCCCCCACUUCAAAAAAUCCGUCUUCAGUGUAGUGAUUAUACGAAAACCACUCAAACCAGCAUCAGCAUUCGCUGAUGUCUGUUUAUAAAAGUUCAUGUAGCGCGACAUUAUUGGCUACCUUUCCUCAUCAAGGUUACUUUUUUUUUCGGGUUGGGGUAAGUUUCGAUCGCAUACCUCCCGCUUUGCCGCAAUGUAUAUGUAUACCCUUUUGCGCUUAGGAACAAUUUUAGCGACAUAAAAAAUGGCGAUGAAGUUGCCGAUAGGCUCAUGGAAUCAGCUAAAUUCCAUCAUAUUACUGUUAAUCCCAAGGUGACAACUUUUAUCAUCUUGGAGUAAAAAACGUAGAUGACAAGAGAUUCAAUGAAACAUUUGAGGAUGUGUUUACUGCCAAAUCGCUUAUGACUCCUUGGUACUUCUGUGCGGGAAAUCAUGAUCACUAUGGAAACGUGUCAGCCCAAAUCGCUUACAGCUCUAAGUCAAAACGCUGGAAUUUUCCAGACUAUUACUAUACCAAAUCCUGGAAGAUUCCUGGUAAGUACAAUAACCUAUUAUUUUAUUAACCUACUAUUUUUUAAGGUUGACAGAUGACAGGUGACAUCAAACUUGUUCCGAGGGCAUUUCCCUUGACAAUUGGUAGGGGGAAAAGGCCCCGCCCCCUCCCAGUUUUCAAGGGGAUAUCCCUUGGGGGAGGUUGGGGGUGGUAAGGCCUUUAUAUAGGCAACCAGCCUAGUUGAGAUAUAUCGAAUUUUAAUGUUGAUUAUAGUUAUCGCAGUCUAGUUUAGUUUAUAAUAUUUACGAUUUGCAAAUUGAAAAAGAGGGAAAGCCAAAGUAAGAAUUAAGCAUACACGCCUGCUUUCAGAAUUUUGUCUGUCCAGUGGUAACCAUGCACGCAAGCUAUGAUAAGUCUAGUAAAAUAGCACUAAUAUGAUCCUUACGGCAAGAAGUCUGACCAAAAAAUCAUAGCAUCCAAUAUUAAAUUUAUUUGCCCGGUAUAAAUUUUUGUUUGCGAAAAAAAAAAAGAAAGAAAAGAAAAGAAAACUCUCUACGUGGGUUUAGUAUUCACGAUUUUUGCUGAUGCAAGUCCACACUAGUAUCCGUCACACUUCACUUGUUUUUCUUGGUGGUUUUGCGUUUAUUUUUUUUUUCAAGUAUAAGCCCUCACUUACCUAAAAAGCUUCCUCAAAAGACGUUUAGUCUUUCGUUCAGAAACUUUGAUAUGCCGAUUCCUUAACCAUCCUUCCAUCCUUCAAAUAAUGAAGAACCCUCUUUUGGUGUAGACUAUAGUCUUCAUCUUUUUUAUCCUGUUUUGGCUAAAUAAUAUUUAUGUAUAUUGUGUGUUCCUCCUCAUUCAUCAUCUGACAUUAUACAUAUGUUUGCUGGUUGUGUCGUUCUUCAAGGUUCUGACAUUGAACUUCAGUUGGUUCUUCUGGACACGGUUCAACUCUGCGGCGACUCUGGAGACGAUCAUUUCAACACACAGCCACAAGGUAAACUGUUAUAUUACCAUAGCUAAAGCUGAACUUUAUUAAUUAUAACUUUUCCCUGUGUUUACAUCUUUCUACCCUUAUUUAGUCCACUCUCGAUUCAACCUCAUUUCCAAAAAAAGGCAAAACGAAAAAGAAAAAACAACAACAACAACAACCAGGAGACUGCCCCCUUAAGAACGGUUGUUCAGAAUCUGUAUCAUAUUAGAUGAAAUAACAAAGUUUGGUAUACUAAAACAGGUUAAGGAUGUCAAGAAGGUUUGUGUACAUCCCAAUCCCACCCCCACCCCCCACCUCGUCAAAUUACCCAUGCAGUAUGACCUCCUAUUGCUGGUUUGCACGGCGGCCAUGUUGGUGGUCAAGAACAAAAGCAUUUCUCCCCUCUGGGAGUUAAACUCCAUUUUCGUGUAAAUUAUUCUAGAAAAAAUUCUAUUGUAUUGACCCCCAACACGGCCGCCUUGCUACGUGGUUGCAAACCAAGAAUUGGACUUACAGUUGACUAAAACGUUAAACCCAAUUACCUUGUAGAGCCUGAAUCACAGGAGGCAUCCGAGACCCAAUGGAAAUGGAUAGAAGACACUCUUCAAUCAUCUACAGCCCAUUAUCUGAUCGUGGGGGGCCAUUUCCCUGUGUGGUCAGUUGCUGAACAUGGUCCCACGGACUGUCUGGUCAAUAGACUGAGACCGCUGCUACAGAAGUAUAAAGUGACUGCUUAUAUUAGCGGACACGAUCACAACCUUCAGGUAACCUUGCUUGUUUUAAGCAUUCUGUUAAAGUACUUCUUGGUUGUUAAAUGCUAGCCCCUUUCUUUAUUUGAUUUAUGCAGAAAUAAUUAAUAUUCAUCAGAAGAACCUGAAAAAAUGUUUUUUUCUUUGUUUCUUUGAUUGUUAAAACUGUUGACAAUUUCGUCAUGAUUUAGUAAGCUGUAGUUAUUAUUAUUAUUAUUAUUAUUAUUAUUAUUUAGGCGUUUUCUAAACCUAAAAUACAACAGAUUUUGAUCACUUUUGUUAAUGCUUAGAAUAUCUCUUGACUAUUUUCAUUAAUUCUUUAACCCUUUAUCGAUUUCUCACAGCACUUGAAGGAAUCCAACUCAUCAGUUGAAUAUUUCGUCAUUGGAAGCGCCGCCUACAUAGUUGACCGCAAAACCCACAAGGACUCAGUACCGAAAGGCAGCUUGUCGUUUUUCUGGGCGGACGCCGAUAAGGAAGGAGGAUUUGCUGCUGUACGUGUCGCGGCGACCAACAUGACCUUGGAGUUUGUGGAUGCUUUUGGGGCUUCUUUGUACAAACGGCAACUAUAUCCUCGAAAUAUCCACUUGAACUUCAAGUGA
This is a messenger RNA of Porites evermanni, 4008 nucleotides long. The record is from the annotation of a GenBank genome assembly. Lineage: Eukaryota; Metazoa; Cnidaria; Anthozoa; Scleractinia; Poritidae.